AUGAAUAUAUCUAUAUCGCUAAAAUAUCCCGCUGUUUUCCCUUUCUUUCUUUCUUUCUUUCUUUCUUUCUUUCUUUCUUUCUAUAUUGAAAGCAUUAAACCAGAAAUUAUGACUAGAGUCGUACUACUUCUGCUGAUGUUCAUUCAACUUCUUCAAAUACGGGCGAAUUAUCCAUUCUUAGAACAAGUUGAAAAAGUAGAAGAGAAAAAUUUGGAGAACCUUUUGCUCAGAAUGUUGAUGGAAAGAACAAAUAAAUUCGGGAGACCAGUGAAGCGGACCUGCCAAAUAGAAGCGACCGGUGAAUGUCGUUCGGAAGAAGCAGCAGAAGUAGCCGAUAAGAAGCUGUCUUUCCUCUUCAUCCAUGCAUCGAUGAUUAUCUUUGCGUGGACUCUUAACGACUGUCUUAAGAAAGAUUUGCAGCUACACAAAAAUUCAGACAAUCUAUCUAUCUAUCUAUCUAUCUAUCUAUCUAUCUAUCUAUCUAUCUAUCUAUCUAUCUAUCUGUGUGUGCGUGCGCAAGUUGAUAUACCGUUAAACAAACAAAUGAAACAAUCAAAAUCAAUCUAUCUAUCUAUCUAUCUAUCUAUCUAUCUAUCUAUCUAUCUAUCUUACACUUGUUCAUAUCUAUCUAUCUAUCUAUCUAUCUAUCUAUCUAUUUACACUUGUUCAUAUCUAUCUAUCUAUCUAUCUAUCUAUCUAUCUAUCUAUCUAUCUAUCUAUCUAUCUAUCUAUCUUACACUUGUUCAUAUCUAUCUAUCUAUCUAUCUAUCUAUCUAUCUAUCUAUCUAUCUACACUUGUUCAUAUCUAUCUAUCUAUAUAUCUAUUUACACUUGUUCAUAUCUAUCUAUCUAUCUAUCUAUCUAUCUAUCUAUCUAUCUAUCUAUCUUACACUUGUUCAUAUCUAUCUAUCUAUCUAUCUAUCUAUCUAUCUAUCUAUCUAUCUACACUUGUUCAUAUCUAUCUAUCUCUAUCUAUCUAUCUAUCUAUCUAUCUAUCUAUCUAUCUAUCUUACACUUGUUCAUAUCUAUCUAUCUAUCUAUCUAUCUAUCUAUCUAUCUAUCUAUCUAUCUAUCAGUGUUUCGGUUCUCAUCUGCCUAUCUGGUGGAUGUAUUAGUGCAGAAAGCAGGAUUGGUAUACCGAGUUCAAAUCUUUUCUCAACUAGGAGUUAG
Molecule: messenger RNA, 1170 nt
Organism: Acanthosepion pharaonis
Lineage: Eukaryota; Metazoa; Mollusca; Cephalopoda; Sepiida; Sepiidae
Source: the annotation of a GenBank genome assembly